Messenger RNA from Ictidomys tridecemlineatus (thirteen-lined ground squirrel), 7585 nucleotides. NCBI's taxonomy places the organism in Eukaryota, Metazoa, Chordata, Mammalia, Rodentia, Sciuridae. The record is from RefSeq and is a predicted model, not a curated record.
CCAUUACAGGGGAAGGAGCUGGCUAUAUAAGCCAGCCAAAGCUGGCUGCUCUGGCCACAGCCUGCCUACUGUCACACGCCUCUCCCGCGCAGACACACGCCCCCGCCUCUGGUCGGCACAAAGACAUCACGGCUGGGGGACACCCGGGGUGCGCACGUGGGAACCCCGCUGCUGCUCAAGCCCCGGUAUUUCCUCAUGAAGCCGGUGCACUCCCGGAUCUAGGUCUUUUCCAGCAGGGAGAGGAAGUCAUUCUUUCCAGGAGAUCAGGGACGACCAUUUUGGAUUCUACUCUGCAUUCCUAAAUCCCAGGUUCUACUGAGACUGACAUCCUAGAGCCUGGGCCAAGCCUCCCUCCCUCGGCCAUGGGGGUCCUGACCGGAUUAUUGCCGGGCAUCUUCCUGGCUUUGCUGGCCCUCCCUUCUGAAGGUGGAGUCCUAAAGAAAGUCAUCCGGCACAAGAGACAGAGCGCUGUGAACAUCUCCCUGCCGGAGGAGAACCAGCCGGUGGUGUUCAACCACGUCUACAACAUCAAGCUGCCCGUGGGGUCCCAGUGCUCGGUGGAUCUGGAAUCAGCCAGUGGGGAGAAGGACCUGGCCCCACCCUCAGAGCCCAGUGGAAGCUUCCAGGAGCACACCGUGGAUGGGGAAAAUCAGAUCGUCUUCACGCACCGCAUCAACAUCCCCCGCCGCGCCUGCGGCUGUGCCGCGGCCCCUGAUGUGAAGGAGCUGUUGAACCGGCUGGAGGAGCUGGAGGUCCUAGUGUCCUCCUUGCGGGAGCAAUGCACCAUGGGAGCCGGCUGCUGUCUCCAAUCUGCUGAAGGCCGCCUGGACACGAGGCCCUUCUGCAGCGGUCAUGGCAACUUCAGCACUGAAGGGUGUGGCUGCCUCUGCGAACCUGGAUGGAAAGGCCCCAACUGCUCCGAGCCUGAAUGCCCGGGCAACUGUAACCUUCGAGGCCAGUGCCUCGACGGACAGUGCAACUGCGAUGAGGGCUUCACUGGUGAGGACUGCAGCCAGCUGGCCUGUCCCAGCGAUUGCAAUGACCAGGGCCGGUGCGUGAACGGGGUCUGCGUCUGCUUCGAAGGCUACGCCGGGGCCGACUGCAGCCAGGAGGUCUGCCCGGUGCCCUGCAGCGAGGAGCACGGGACAUGUGUGGACGGCCGGUGCGUGUGCCAGGAUGGCUUUGCGGGCGAAGACUGCAACGAGCCCCUGUGUCUCAACAACUGCUACAACCGCGGGCGCUGCGUGGAGAACGAGUGCGUGUGCGACGAGGGCUUCACGGGAGACGACUGCGGCGAGCUCGUCUGUCCCAAUGACUGCUUUGACCGCGGUCGCUGCAUCAACGGCACCUGCUUCUGCGAAGAAGGCUUCACGGGCGAGGACUGUGGCCAACUCACCUGCCCCAACGCCUGCCAGGGCCGCGGCCAGUGCGAGGAGGGGCAGUGCGUGUGUGAUGAGGGCUUCGCGGGCGCAGACUGCAGCGAGAAGCGGUGUCCCGCGGACUGUCACCACCGCGGCCGCUGCUUCAAUGGCCAGUGCGAGUGUGACGACGGAUUCACGGGCCCAGACUGCGGGGAACUCAAAUGUCCCAAUGGCUGUAGCGGCCAUGGCCGCUGCGUCAAUGGCCAGUGCGUGUGUGAUGAGGGCUACACCGCGGAGGACUGCAGCCAGCAGCGGUGCCCCAGCGACUGUCACGGCCGGGGACGCUGCGUCCAGGGCAAGUGCGUGUGCGAGCAGGGCUUCAAGGGCUACGACUGCAGUGAAAUGAGCUGCCCCAAUGACUGCCACCAGCAUGGCCGCUGUGUGAAUGGCAUGUGCGUCUGUGACGACGGAUACACCGGGGAAGACUGCCGGGACCUUCGCUGCCCCCGGGACUGCAGCAACCGCGGCCGCUGUGUGGACGGGAAGUGCCUGUGCGAGGAGGGCUUCACGGGCCCCGACUGUGCCGAGCUCUCCUGCCCCAGUGACUGCCAUGGCCAAGGCCGCUGCGUGAACGGGCAGUGCGUGUGCCACGAGGGCUUCACAGGCAAAGACUGCAAGGAGCUGAGGUGUCCAAGCGACUGCCAUGGCCAGGGCCGCUGCGAGGACGGCCAGUGCAUCUGUCACCAGGGCUUCACAGGCCCCGACUGUGGGCAGCGAUCCUGCCCCAAUGACUGCAGCGAACGGGGACAGUGUGUCUCUGGGCACUGCAUCUGCAUCGAGGGCUACACUGGGGAAGACUGCUCAGAAGUGUCCCCUCCCAAAGACCUCAUUGUGACGGAAGUCACGGAAGAGACUGUCAACCUGGCCUGGGACAAUGAGAUGCGGGUCACAGAGUACCUCAUCAUGUACACACCCACCCACGCCGACGGCCUGGAGAUGCAGUUCCGUGUGCCCGGGGACCAGACAUCCACCACCAUCCAGGAGCUGGAGCCUGGUGUGGAGUACUUUAUCCGCGUGUUCGCCAUCCUGGAAAACAAAAGGAGCAUUCCCGUCAGCGCCCGGGUGGCCACCUACCUGCCUGCACCUGAGGGCCUGAAAUUCAAGUCCAUCAAGGAGACAUCUGUGGAAGUGGAGUGGGACCCUCUAGACAUUGCUUUCGAAACAUGGGAGAUCAUCUUCAGGAAUAUGAAUAAAGAAGAUGAGGGAGAAAUUACCAAAAGCCUGAGGAGGCCGGAGACCUCCUACCGGCAAACUGGUCUAGCUCCUGGGCAAGAAUAUGAGAUCUCGCUGCACAUCGUGAAAAACAACACCCGGGGCCCUGGACUGAAGAGAGUGACCACCACCCGCUUGGAUGCCCCCAGCCAGAUGGAGGUGAGAGAUGUCACCGACACCACAGCUCUGGUCACCUGGUUCAAGCCCCUGGCUGAGAUCGAUGGCAUUGAGCUCUCCUAUGGCAUCAAAGACGUGCCUGGUGACCGCACCACCAUCGACCUCACACAUGACGAGAAUCAGUACUCCAUCGGGAACCUGAAGCCUGACACUGAGUACGAGGUGUCCCUCGUCUCCCGCAGGGGUGACAUGUCCAGCAACCCGGCCAAAGAGACCUUCACCACAGGUCUGGAUGCUCCCCGGAACCUCCGGCGCGUCUCCCAGACUGACAGCAGCAUCACCUUGGAAUGGAGGAACGUCAAGGCAGCCAUUGACAACUACAGAAUUAAGUAUGCACCCAUCUCUGGUGGGGACCACGCGGAGGUCGACGUUCCCAAGAGUCAACAAACCACAACGAAAACCACACUCACUGGUCUGAGGCCGGGAACUGAAUAUGGAAUUGGAGUUUCCGCUGUGAAGCAGGACAAGGAGAGCGAUCCAGCAACCAUCAACGCGGCCACAGAAAUUGAUGCACCCAGGGACCUUCAGGUUUCUGAAACGACGGACAACAGCCUGACCCUGGUCUGGAGGACACCAUUAGCCAAGUUUGACCUUUUCUCUUGGGGUUUUACUGGGGACAGCAUGGCUGAGGGAUGUCCUGAGCAAAAUCCUGCACCCGGACUCCGAGGACUUUGCAUCUUUGGCGGCGGGCCUCAGAAGAAAAGCAUUUUGAGGAACAAUUUAACUGACCCCAUCUCUGUUCAUUAUUCAGAACAAGCCCCUGCACUGGAAAAUCUCACGGUGACUGAGGUCGGCUGGGAUGGCCUCAAACUCAACUGGACAGCCGCUGACCAGGCCUAUGAGCACUUUGUCAUUCAGGUGCAGGAAGCCAACAAGGUGGAGGCCGCUCAGAACCUCACGGUGCCAGGCAGCCUCCGGGCUAUGGACAUUCCUGGCCUCAAGGCCAACACCCCUUACAGAGUGUCCAUCUAUGGGGUGAUCCGGGGCUAUAGAACACCCGUGCUCUCUGCCGAGGCCUUCACAGGAGAAUCUCCCAAAUUGGGAGAGGUCACGGUGGCCGAGGUGGGCUGGGAUGCCCUCAAACUCAACUGGACUGCUCCAGAGGGGGCCUAUGAGCACUUUGUCAUUCAGGUGCAGGAGGCUGACACGGGAGAGGCAGCCCAGAACCUCACAGUCCCAGGAGGGCUGAGGUCUGUGGACCUGCCUGGCCUCAAGUCAGCCACACGCUAUAGCAUCAUCAUCCGCGGGGUCAUUGGGGACUUCAGCACAGCCCCUCUCUCUGUUGAAGUCUUGACAGAGGAGGUUCCAGAUCUGGGAAACCUCACAGUGACCGAGAUUAGCUGGGAUACCCUCAGACUGGACUGGACCACACCCGAUGACAUCUAUGACCAGUUUAUCAUUCAGGUCCAGGAGGCUGGUCAGGUGGAAGAAGCUCUUAAACUCAUGGUUCCUGGCAGCCUGCAUUCAGUGAAGAUCCCAGGCCUCAGGGCUGGCACCCCUUACACAGUCACCCUGCAUGGGGAGCUCAAGGGCCGCACUACUCGACCCCUUGCUGCAGAGGUCACCACAGAGGAGCUCCCCCAGCUGGGAGACUUAGUCGUGACUGAGGUCGGCUGGGAUGGCCUCAAACUCAACUGGACAGCCGCUGACCAGGCCUAUGAGCACUUUGUCAUUCAGGUGCAGGAAGCCAACAAGGUGGAGGCCGCUCAGAACCUCACGGUGCCAGGCAGCCUCCGGGCUAUGGACAUUCCUGGCCUCAAGGCCAACACCCCUUACAGAGUGUCCAUCUAUGGGGUGAUCCGGGGCUAUAGAACACCCGUGCUCUCUGCCGAGGCCUUCACAGCCAAAGAACCUGAAAUGGGAAACUUAAAUGUUUCUGACAUAACUCCUCAGAGCUUCAACCUCUCCUGGACAGCUACUGACGGGGCCUUCGAGAUCUUUACCAUUGAAAUUAUUGAUUCUAAUAGGUUGCUGCAAACUGCGGAAUAUAAUAUAUCCGGGGCUCAACGAACCGCCCACAUCUCAGGGCUCCCCCCUAAUACUGAUUUCAUUGUCUACCUCUCUGGACUUGCUCCCAGCAUUCGGACCCAAACCAUCAGCACCACAGCCUCCACAGAGGCCUUGCCCCUUCUGGAAAACCUAACCAUUUCCGACAUUAAUCCCUACGGGUUCACAGUUUCCUGGAUGGCAUCGGAGCAUGCCUUUGACAGCUUUCUAGUCACGGUGGUGGAUUCUGGGAAGCUUCUGGACCCCCAGGAAUUCACACUUUCAGGAACCCAGAGGAAGCUGGAGCUUAGAGGCCUCAUAACCGGCAUUGGCUAUGAGGUUAUGGUCUCUGGCUUCACCCAAGGGCAUCAAACCAAGCCCCUGAGGGCUGAGACCACUACAGAAGCUGAACCAGAAGUUGACAACCUUCUGGUUUCAGAUGCCACCCGGGAUGGUUUCCGUCUGUCCUGGACAGCUGACGAAGGGAUUUUCGACAGUUUUGUUCUCAGAAUCAGAGAUACCAAAAAGCAAUCUGAGCCGCAGGAAAUAAUCCUCCUUGCCCAUGAACGUACCAGGGACAUAACAAAUCUCAGAGAGGCCACUGAAUACGAAAUUGAACUCUAUGGAAUAAGCAAUGGAAGGCGUUCCCAGCCAGUCAGUGCCAUAGCAACAACAGCCAUGGGCUCUCCAAAGGAGCUCAUCUUCUCAGACAUCACUGAGAACUCGGCCACUGUCAGCUGGACGGCACCCACUGCCCAGGUGGAGAGCUUCCGGAUUACCUACGUGCCCAUGACAGGAGGUACACCCUCCAUGGUCACUGUGGAUGGAACCCAGACCCAGACCAGGCUGGUGAAGCUCAUUCCCGGGGUGGAGUACCUGGUCAGCAUCGUCUCCAUGAAGGGCUUUGAGGAGAGCGAACCUGUCUCAGGGUCGCUCACCACAGCUCUGGAUGGUCCAUCUGGCCUGGUGACAGCCAACAUCACCGACUCAGAAGCCUUGGCCAUGUGGCAGCCGGCCAUUGCUACUGUGGACAGUUAUGUCAUCUCUUACACAGGGGAAAGAGUGCCAGAAAUUACACGCACGGUGUCCGGGAACACGGUGGAGUAUGCGCUGACCGACCUUGAACCUGCCACAGAAUACACACUGAGAAUCUUUGCGGAGAAAGGGCCCCAGAAGAGCUCCGCCCUCACUGCCAAGUUCACCACAGACAUUGAUUCUCCAAGAGAUCUGACUGCCACUGAGGUUCAGUCGGAGACUGCCCUCCUCACCUGGCGACCUCCCCGAGCGUCGGUCACUGGUUACCUCCUGGUCUAUGAAUCGGUGGAUGGUACAGUCAAGGAAGUCAUUGUGGGCCCCGACACCACCUCCUACAGCCUGGCAGACCUGAGCCCAUCCACCCACUACACAGCCAGGAUCCAGGCGUUGAAUGGGCCGCUGAGGAGCAAGCUCAUCCAGACCAUCUUCACCACAAUUGGACUCCUGUACCCGUUCCCCAGGGACUGCUCCCAAGCCAUGCUGAAUGGAGACACCACCUCCGGCCUCUACACCAUUUAUCUCAAUGGUGACAAGGCCCAGGCACUGGAAGUCUUCUGCGACAUGACCUCUGAUGGGGGCGGAUGGAUCGUGUUCCUGAGACGCAAAAAUGGACGGGAGGACUUCUAUCGAAACUGGAAGGCCUAUGCUGAAGGAUUCGGGGACCGCAGAGAAGAAUUCUGGUUGGGGCUGGAUAACCUGAGCAAAAUCACAGCCCAAGGGCAGUACGAGUUGCGGGUGGACCUGCAAGACCAUGGGGAGACAGCCUUCGCCGUCUACGACAAGUUCAGCGUGGGAGACGCCAAGACUCGCUACAGGCUGAAGGUGGAGGGGUACAGUGGAACAGCAGGUGACUCCAUGGCCUAUCACAACGGCAGAUCCUUCUCCACCUUUGACAAGGACACAGACUCUGCCAUCACCAACUGCGCCCUGUCCUACAAAGGGGCUUUCUGGUAUAAGAACUGUCACCGUGUCAACCUGAUGGGAAGAUAUGGGGACAAUAACCACAGUCAGGGUGUUAACUGGUUCCACUGGAAAGGCCACGAAUAUUCAAUCCAGUUUGCUGAGAUGAAGCUGAGACCCAGCAACUUCCGAAACCUCGAAGGCAGGCGCAAACGGGCUUGAAUUCCAAGGACAACUGGGUGAGAGAGGAGUAGGGCCCAGAGAAAGGAAAGGAUUUUACCAAAGCACCAAAACAACCAUCCAACCAUCAAGCACGCCUGGGCAUCUGGCAAGAGUCAAGCUGACCCUGACCACAGAUCACAGAGAAACUGGCCUUCCCCACUCUGCGAUGACUUCCUCCGCACCAAAGACGACAGUCUGCAACAGGUCUCCGCUUUGUGGUUCAAUUCAGCGAAAAUCUUCCAGUGGCAACAACACCCUGGUUUUACUUCUCUUGGGGGGCUCUGGGAACGGGAGUGGGGUAGGCUGUACAGUGGUAGUUUGUUUUAGAACCAGUCAUAUUUUACACAAAGCUGUAUAAUUAAUUAUCAUUAUUUUUGUUAGGAAAGAGAAAAUGUGUGUCAUUGGAAAUUGUCCCCCCCACACCCCCCUUUAUUUUCCUUUUUACAUUUCAUCCAGCCGAAACCAGAAAAGCAAUACUGUUUCCCAUUUCAAGGAGAGGAUUAAUAUUAUUAAUAUAAUAAUAAUGGUGAUGAUGAAAACUAAGGAUUUAUAAAGAGAUUCCCCCUUUUCCAAACACAUCCGGACAGUAUCCUGGUUGUAUUUUUUUUUAAUAAAAGCACAAGUACUUUUGA